Messenger RNA from Wallemia ichthyophaga EXF-994, 1716 nucleotides. RefSeq lists its product as uncharacterized. NCBI's taxonomy places the organism in Eukaryota, Fungi, Basidiomycota, Wallemiomycetes, Wallemiales, Wallemiaceae. The record is from RefSeq and is a predicted model, not a curated record. The coding region runs from base 1 to 1716 and encodes 571 amino acids. The transcript has 2 exons.
AUGUCAUCAAUUCACACAUUCUUAUCAAUUUCAACGCGGGAGAAUAACGACGAGUAUGUGGAGUUCACAGAUUACUUUGGAUCACACGCUUUCUUAUCCCAUGUGUGGACGAAGCAGCUGUCAUCGAGCGAUAUAGAGAAACAGCUGUCACACCUCCCACCAUUCAGGAUUCAAGGCGAUUUAAUCGAAUUUGAGACCCAACGACGCGUAGACGGUAGUACGUUUAAACCUACAGGUCGUUAUUGUAGUUGGAAUAAACUUUCGCAGCUCAAUCCAGGCGUUGUGAGGCCACAGCCUGAUCCGCACUUUUUCACUGCCACCAGCGCAUGUAAAGCCCCGACCAGUCAAUUCAACGCACACCCUAACGGGAAGCAGAAGCGUGAGAGGCUGGAGAAGCAAGUGAAGCCGGUGCAAGCAACCGUAGCAGCAUCAGCACCAGCUAAAGCUAGCGGGGCAUCGCGGUGGGCUGGGAUGGAUAGCGCGGUUGUGGAGAAUAAGUUGAGUAAGGAGAGCAAGCAGCCUGCUCUUAUCAAUCGGUUGAGUAAGAAUGUCCGCGAGAGCGGGGAGAAGCACGCGCAGCACACCGACACACAAUCCCCACAGCCCUCACGGCACACAGACUCUCAAACUAACGUGUCUCCAGCCCCGAACCGGGUGACGGCGUCGAGCGCGACGUCGAACGGCCAUACCAGCGACAGACCACUUUCGCCUCACUUGGUGCAGCGCAGCGACGCGAACAACCAGAACAACGUAAAACCAAGAAGGCUGUCUUUGAAUAGAUCGAGCAAACUGAAUUGUGGUGGUGGUAAUUCUAGUGAAAAGGAAGGUAGCACGACAAGCAUAGAUAGCAGUUCGUCUCGAUGGGCAUCAGUCACACCUACACUUACUUCUCCAUCGACUGUACACGAGAGCACGUCUAAGAGUACCCCAUCAGUCCCGCUUAAGCUUCCGCCUUCUGGACCGAGAGGUGUGGGUGUGAUAAAUGGGCAUGGCAAGGUUGAAAAGGACGAUAAUGAUAAUAGCAACGAUAAUAAUGAUAAUGCCCACAAUGCACACAAUGCAUACACCAAAGGACAUGCUAGACAGGGAUCCGUAAACGAGUUGCUGCUCCGAUUGCGUGCUGCGACGCUAUCUGAAGGUGGAGUAAGUGGAGUGGAUACAUCGAAGGAGAGGAACGUACAACCUCAACAUAUUCAGCGCAAUAAACGUACUCAACAUACCCAGCAUGCUCAUAUGCAGACCCCGCGCCGACAAUCCCAGACUAAGCCACACCCACAACCACAAUCAAGCCGAAUAUCACAAGCAAACAGUGUACAAACAACCGGAGAGAUUGGAGCAAGAGCAAGCAAGUAUGCAUCGGAUGAGAUGGCAGUGGAGACAGAAGGAAGAGGUGCACUUGUACCAGUGACGAGAGGGCAAAGAACGCAGCAGGAACCUCGUAGCGCACCGAGAGCACCCAAGUCUAUGCGUCGGAAUAAUCCUGCAUCUGCAUUUAUUCCUACACGUGCACCUUUUGCACAGACUACUCAACCUGCACCACCUACUCAACCUAUUCAGCCUGCUAAACUAGCAGCGCCACACCACCCCCAUCAAAACCCCUUGCUAAAACACAAAACAUCACUCGCCAGCCAGGUAAGCUGGGCAGAUGACGACGACCUCGAUGAAGACCUGCCGGAUAUAACGUGUCUCAACCAGCGACCGUAUAAAGAGAGAUAA